AUGAGUAUGACACACCGAUAUAAUAUUCCGGAGGAAGAACGUGUUCCGGCCCAUGUGUCGCAAGUGAGCAAUACAAAAUAUAUAUCAGUUGUCCUCAACAAAUUGGAUCCACAGCAAAAGCAUCAGUUGGAGGACAGUUGUAUAGGAUAUGUUGCAAGGUUACCGGAGCUGAAACUAUCUGCUCAAUUAAUUCAUGAAAUGGUAAACAGAUCGGUGGUAUGCCGAAAGCGGUUUGAGGCUUGGUUCAAGGUGAACCAAAGGUUUGCACGAUUUGGACUACCUGAGUUCGCACUAAUUACUGGCUUGAAGUGCAGUCCAGUGCCUAAAGGUGCCGAAGUUGACAAAAUCCUAGAGAAAACCCGUCUACAAGAUAAAAUGUUUGCUAAUAUGGACAGGAUAACGUGUAGCGACCUGGAGAAAGCUUUUUUGAAAUGUGCCAACCGUAACGAUCGUUACAAGCUUGGGUUGGCACUAAUUAUUGAAGGGGUAUUUAAUUCAAGAGAUCGAAAUGUAGGAAUAAAUUCGACAACUCUUUCCAUCGUUGACGACUUGGAUUUUUUCAAUGCCUACCCAUGGGGGAUAGUAUGUUUUCAACUUCUCAUCAAAUCACUACUACGUGGAUGGGGAAGAAAGGCGGACAUGGUAAAAGUGAAUGAUUGUGAUAGGAUGACUUACACAUUGUACGGAUUCCCUCUUGCUGUCCAGAUUUGGACGUACGAGGUAAUUUCGGAGUUGGGAGCUCGAUUCUCGAGUAAGACUUGUGACGAUGUCCCGAGGAUAUUGCGGUGGUCUGGCAUGAAACAACCUCAUUCCCGAACAUAUUCAGAUUUUUUUGAGAAGACAAAUGUAUGCGAUUUACAUACUUAAUUGCCUUAC
Molecule: messenger RNA, 876 nt
Organism: Olea europaea var. sylvestris
Lineage: Eukaryota; Viridiplantae; Streptophyta; Magnoliopsida; Lamiales; Oleaceae
Exons: 2
Coding region: 1-867 (288 amino acids)
Source: RefSeq, a predicted model, not a curated record